GAGGUGGCCAGGCUGCGCGCGCGCCUGCUCGAGGAGGCCCAGGGCCGCGGGGUCCUGGAGGAGGCCCCGCGGAGGGAGGCUGCACGUGCACCGGCCGCCGGCGCCCAGGCGCUCUCGGAGGCGUGGCGCUCGCUGGUGGAGAUCCGCCGGCUGCAGGAGGCGCAGCAGGCGCGCGUGGCGGAGCUGCGCGCGGAGCGGGGCCAGCUGCGGGCUUGGCGGUUGCAGCAGUCGGCGUUCGAGCCCCCCGCCCCGAGCCCUGUACCCCUGGCGCCGGCCAGGGUGAUGUCCAAGAGCUAG
Prorocentrum cordatum is the source of this 297-nucleotide messenger RNA. Lineage: Eukaryota; Dinophyceae; Prorocentrales; Prorocentraceae. The record is from the annotation of a GenBank genome assembly.